AUGGCCGAGCUCAACCUACCCAACAUAAACCCCGGAAUCAUUCAAGAAGGGACCUAUGCAUUAAUCUCGAAAGUGUCGGGCGAUGUCAUCCGAACAAUAAAGAUCAUGACCAACCAGACGAUUCAAAUCGAACGCUUGAGAGUUCAGGCGAAUGAUCUGGUUGGUGCCCCUUACGGAUUGUUCUCCAUCAACACUGGCAAUGCUGCACCGAUUUCCGUGGCGCAGCUGCAGCGAGAGGGCGAAUCUAUCAAUCUGGAUAUCCAAUUUGCCGAGCCCGAGCCAUCAGUGGAUUCCGCCCCUAUCGCCCCUUCCAGCGACCAAUUGGCCCUAAAUGAAGCACAGGCCCGCCAACGCUACACGGAAGAAGAGAUUUCCGAGAUGAAAAUGGCUGGUACCAGCUCUACAGAUUUAGUGAACAAAUUGAUCGAGGGUAGUUCGACAUUCCAAAACAGAACCGAACACGCCAAAGGGAAAUACAUUGAGAAGAAGCGAAAGAAGCACUCUGAUCGUAUCCUCGUAUUGCGCCCAACAGUUCGUUUGCUCUGCGAGAGUUAUUACAAGAAGGAUCCAGAGCGAGUCGCUAACUUACGAUGGGACCAGCUUGGCCAUGUCCUCCAGCUGGCCGGGAUCCACGCCGGAAAGCGUGUCGCUCUAUUCGACCAAGUUUGCGGGAUAGGAACGACUGCGAUUCUGGAGCGUCUUGGAGGCCGCGGCUCGCUCGUACAUCUACACCGCGGAAUGCAAGCCCAAGGAAUGCCCUGCGUUCAAGCAAUGAAUUUUUCUGAACAGUCGAUGCUCACCCUACAAACACUACGAAUCGACACUCUGCUGAACGAUGGUGUCCCCUCGGAAGAGCGCUAUGUUCGUGACCAGCCACCGAGAGAGCCCGAAGAGGAGCUGAGUGAGGAGAAGCAGGCCCUAAACGUGAUCUCCGCCGAAAGACGGGCUGAAAGGGCGGCGGCACAAAAACUGGCAUGGCAGAUCUUGCAAAAUGGCGUCGACUCGAUUAUCAUUUUCACGAAGACACUUGACCCAAUCAACGCCCUGGAAUAUCUUUACGGCUACCUGAGGCCGGCGGGGACGAUUGUGGUGUAUGGUCCUGUCCUUCAGCCCAUCAUCGCCACGCACAAUUGGCUACGCACCAAGAAUGCGGUGAAUGUCCAGAUGCAAGACCAAAUGUACCGGAUGCAUCAGGUCCUCCCCCAACGCACCCACCCGUUGAUGAGCCAGAUGGUCCUCGGCGGCUUCAUCGUUUCCGCUAUUAAAGUAAUCUAUGACGAGCAUCACUUGAAAAGU
Mesorhabditis spiculigera is the source of this 1296-nucleotide messenger RNA. NCBI's taxonomy places the organism in Eukaryota, Metazoa, Nematoda, Chromadorea, Rhabditida, Rhabditidae. The record is from the annotation of a GenBank genome assembly.